Messenger RNA from Gymnodraco acuticeps, 5997 nucleotides. RefSeq names its product potassium voltage-gated channel, subfamily H (eag-related), member 1a (gene kcnh1a). The coding region runs from base 164 to 3106 and encodes 980 amino acids. Lineage: Eukaryota; Metazoa; Chordata; Actinopteri; Perciformes; Bathydraconidae. Gene Ontology annotation, biological process: regulation of membrane potential; potassium ion transmembrane transport. Gene Ontology annotation, molecular function: delayed rectifier potassium channel activity. The record is from RefSeq and is a predicted model, not a curated record. The transcript is spliced from 14 exons. Gene Ontology annotation, cellular component: membrane.
GAGGUGCGUAAAGAGGCGCCAACACACCGGGCUGAGGAGGCACACACACACAUCUCCUCUGCAAGAGCAUCCACGCAGCGCCUCAGGACUUCAGAGACCAUGAAGACCAGCGGCAGCUCGAGGAGUACAGAUUCACCUGCAGACGACUGAGUGAAGAGGCAGCAUGGCGGGGGGUCGGAGGGGACUUGUGGCCCCGCAGAAUACUUUUUUGGAGAAUAUUGUGAGACGGUCCAACGUUUGGACACUGUCACAUAAACAGACAGAUACCAACUUUGUCCUGGGAAACGCUCAGAUAGUAGACUGGCCCAUCGUCUACAGCAACGAUGGUUUCUGCAAGCUGUCGGGGUAUCACAGAGCAGAGGUGAUGCAGAAAAGCAGCACCUGCAGCUUCAUGUACGGGGAGCUCACGGACAAGGACACGACGGAAAAAGUGCGACUAACAUUUGAGAAUUAUGAGAUGAAUUCGUUUGAAAUACUGAUGUAUAAAAAGAACAGAACGCCGGUUUGGUUUUUUGUGAAGAUUGCUCCAAUACGAAACGAACAAGAGAAGGUGGUCCUGUUUCUUUGUACGUUCAGUGACAUCACAGCCUUUAAACAGCCCAUUGAAGACGAUUCCUCUAAAGGCUGGGGAAAGUUUGCCCGACUGACUCGAGCGCUCACCAGCAGCAGAGGAGUCCUCCAGCAGCUGCAGCCCACAGUGCACAAAGGAGAAAAUGUCCACAAGCACUCCCGCUUAGCUGAGGUACUGCAGCUUGGCUCAGAAAUCCUACCUCAGUACAAACAGGAGACCCCCAAAACCCCUCCCCACAUCAUCCUGCACUACUGCCUCUUCAAGACCACGUGGGACUGGGUCAUCCUCAUCCUCACCUUCUACACGGCCAUCAUGGUGCCCUACAACGUCUCCUUCAAGACCAAGCAGAACAACGUGACCUGGCUGGUGGUGGACAGCAUCGUGGACGUCAUCUUCCUCGUGGACAUCGUUUUAAACUUCCACACAACGUUCGUGGGCCCCGCCGGCGAGGUCAUCUCGGACCCCAAGCUGAUCCGCAUGAACUACCUGAAGACCUGGUUCGUUAUCGACCUGCUGUCCUGCCUGCCGUACGACGUCAUCAACGCCUUCGAGAACGUGGACGAGAAUUGGAACCACCAAGCUGUCACUCAAGGGAUCAGCAGUCUGUUCAGCUCUCUGAAGGUGAUCCGACUGCUGCGUCUGGGGCGGGUCGCUCGUAAACUGGAUCACUACAUCGAGUACGGGGCGGCGGUACUGGUGCUGCUGGUCUGUGUGUUUGGACUGGCCGCUCACUGGCUGGCCUGCAUCUGGUUCAGCAUCGGUGACUACGAGGUAAUCGAUGAAGAAACAAACUACGUGCGGAUGGACAGCUGGCUCUACAUCCUGGCAGAGUCGGUGGGAAACCCGUACCGCUUCAACGUCAGCGGCUCAGGGAAGUGGGAGGGCGGGCCGAACAAAGACUCGGUGUACAUCACCUCGCUCUACUUCACCAUGACCAGCCUCACCAGCAUCGGCUUCGGAAACAUCGCCCCGACAACAGACGGAGAGAAAAUCUUUGCAGUGGCCAUGAUGAUGAUUGGAUCCCUUCUUUACGCCACCAUCUUUGGUAAUGUGACAACAAUCUUCCAGCAGAUGUACGCCAACACAAAUCGCUACCACGAGAUGAUUAACAGCGUGCGGGACUUCCUCAAACUCUACCAGGUGCCAAAGGGCUUGAGUGAAAGAGUUAUGGACUACAUCGCCUCCACCUGGUCCAUGUCUCGGGGCAUAGACACUGAAAAGGUGUUGCAGAUUUGUCCGAAAGACAUGAGGGCAGAUAUCUGUGUUCAUCUCAACCGGAAAGUUUUUAAAGAGCACCCGGCUUUCCGCCUGGCCAGCGACGGGUGUCUCCGAGCGCUGGCCAUGGAGUUUCAGACCAUCCACUGCGCCCCUGGGGACCUGAUCUACCACGCCGGGGAGAGCGUGGACAGCCUCUGCUUCGUGGUGUCGGGGUCACUGGAGGUCAUACAGGAUGAUGAGGUGGUGGCCAUUUUAGGUAAGGGCGAUGUAUUCGGGGAUGUUUUCUGGAAAGAAGUGACUCUCGCUCAGGCCUGUGCCAACGUCCGAGCUCUGACCUACUGCGAUCUCCACGUCAUUAAACGUGACGCUCUGCAGAAGGUGCUGGAGUUUUACACCGCCUUUUCAAACCACUUCUCCAGGAACCUACUGCUCACUUACAAUCUGCGAAAGAGGAUUGUCUUCCGAAAGAUCAGUGAUGUGAAACGUGAGGAGGAGGAGCGACAGAGACGUAAAAAUGAAGCCCCUCUGAACUUGCCACCAGAUCACCCUGUAAGGAAACUCUUCCAGCGCUUUCGGCAGCAGAAGGAGUCGCGGCAGGAACCUGAAAAACUGGCUGACCAUGACAUCGAGAAGGGCCCUGUGUACGUGGACAUCCCGAUUGCCAAAGCAGCCGUCACAACCACCAGCAUCGUCACGGUGACAGAGAGCCCAGCAACACCUUCAUCUUCUAUGCCUUCAUCUUCAACUGCACUCAACUGCACUCCCUCAGACAAGGCAAAGCUGCAGGUGCCGGUCCUCGUCUCUCUUAUCGGGGGCCGGGUCUCAGAACCGGUCAAAGUCAAAGGCUGGGGUCGCUUCAAGGAGUCCAUGGCCAAACCUGACAAUUGGAACAAAGUGUCCAAAGCCGAAUCCAUGGAGACUUUACCCGAACGGACCAAGGUGCACGAGUCACAAACGUCUCUAAAGAAGACAGACUCUUGUGACAGCGGCAUCACAAAAAGUGAUCUGCGCCUGGAUAAAGUGGGCGAGUUUCACAUUACGCCCCUGGACCGGAGUCCCGUGCAGCCUUCGGAGACCAGGCACGCCUUCUACACCAUCCCGGAGCAGACGCUACAGGCCUCACUCCUGGAGAUCAAACUGGAGCUGAAGGACGACCUCAAGAACCUGAACGUUCGAAUGUCUGGCCUGGAGGCGCAGCUCACAGAAGCACUUCAACUCCUCAAAUCGAGGAGAUCAAAUGCUGACUCUCCACAGCCACUUUUUGACAUUUCUAGACCUGCUUCACCAGAACUGGACAAAGAAGACAUCUUCUCUUGAAGGAAGGUACGUUAACAAAUCAGGUUAACUCUGAAUCAGCUGGAAUCCAGUAAUAUCCAGAUUACUUGGAUAGGCUGCGAUGGAUGCACCAUUUAAGUGAUCAGGCAACAGUGUGGUCUUUAAGACGCACCGGCCUUUUAUCAUAGGGGUGUACCAGACCGUUUACAAGGCAACAUCGUGUGGAAAAGUCGCGGGUGUAUCCCAGAACUUGUCGGAGAAAAACCGAAAGAUCGGGAGGUCAUUCAAACACUGACAGCUCUAUGUCUGUACAUAAGUUCGGUUUAUUUUUCCAUCGCACUAUAAUGGAAAAAUAGCUUGAGCGGUUUGAUAUUAUCUCAAUUUUGAGAGCGUCAGUGGAAGACCAACGUUAUAUCUCUGUUUUGAAAUGAGUAGAAACAGCAUGACCCACUGGUUUGUUAUUGCAUCAUUUGUAUGGGAUUAUUUGCAUGUCACAUAAAGUAGGCGCGUGUCUCUAAAUUGCAGAUGGUGCAUAUUUAAUUAAUUAAGGCCACACCGUGAGCCAUUUGCAUUAUUUCACCAUGACAGUGGGAAAGCACAGUCUUUCCAGAUGUUGUAACAGGCGCCCGGUAAUUUCCUCCAGCAAUUGAUGAACUCUUCUUAUUAAAUCAACUGCCAGGAUCAUUUUGAAUAAUACAACAGAUAACUCUGGCCGAGCAAUCAGAUUUUCCAAGACGUCUUUUAGCAGAGCUAACAAUUCCUAUAAACCAUGGGGGGAUGAAAGGCACCACAUGAUCCAUCUUUUCUGAUAUCUUGUAUUUGUUUUUCUUGUGUACAAACACUACAAACACACAUGUAUGUACUGUAUGAGAGCCAUGAACUUCUAGCUUUGUUGAUGCAUAAUAAUGUGAUGCAGAUGGUACUGAUAAUGGCUGUGGCCCUUCCCUUAUUUUAAAAACUGUAAAGUUAUGAAUGCUCUUUUGCACAAUAUUUCUUAAAUAAAAUGUAUUUAUUGUUAAAAUAUACGUCACAGUGCAGGUUUGUUCAUGUAAGCAAACACAAAAGUAAUUGGAAACUGUUAUAUUGAUGAAUUUUCUGGUGUACAUUUUUCCAUUUGUUGCACCAGUAUGCAUGAUUCAUUUGUGUCUCUCUUCACAUUCACUGGAGGAAAAACACAUCAUCCCAUGAUGCCACCAGACACAAGUUGACUAUAUUUAAGGGACAAAGAUGGUGAAAAUGUUCAGGCUAUGUGUUCGCAGUGCAGGUGAUUUGUCUUUGUAUUUGAAGCCAAUAUUUGGAGAGAACAUCUACUUGCGUCCGGCUUACACGAACUUAACGUUCCCUAAAUGUGCAUUAAAACUUGGCGACAACCGAAAACACCAGACUGCUCCUGCAUACACAGUGUCUCACCAACAAUGUUCAACUACAAGUCAUUUCAUGUAUGAAUAAAGGAAACGGCAGGAUUCUAAAGAGAUAAUAUACCACUUUUUGUUCUUUAUCAAACAUUUUACUGUUUUGGGUAAUUAUUCAAAAACAGCCUUUUAAUUAACUGAAAUACACCCAGGCAUUGUUUUCCAGUCAUGAUAAAUAACAUUGUUUAGGAAAAAGUAUACAUGUCGACAGCAAGUAUGGGCGAAAUGUCAUGUAUUUUUCUUUAAAUUGUCAUUUUUGUUUAACAUUUGAACACAAUGCAAUUUCACCACAAAGGAAAAAGGUAUUAACAGAGCAACACACUUAUACAGAAAACAAACUGGAUAGCAUUUAUAUUUAAAUUAUUAUUUUGUCCGUUACGGAAACCUUUCAAGUCCAGACAAAAGAUACAUUUCUAGUAAAAGUGAGUUCUGUCAUCAAGCAAUAAUAAUAAUUGUGCAUAUUAAAGGACAAUUUGAAUGCUAACAUAUCCGUUAAGGCUCUUUAAAAUUGUGUUUUCUGUUUAUAAAAUCAAUAAUAAUUGUGCAUAUUUUACUGAUACAGAAUAAUUUUAGGGUUAAAACAGCAGUUCAGGCUCUUUAGCUUUGAAUAAUGGAAGAAAGUCUAAUAAUAUUCAGUAAAUAUGACUUACUUUUGCAGUUUUAUUAACACCAGAAUAACAUAAUUGAAAGUCUGGAACUUUACCAUCUAUACUGUCUUACACAAGGCAAAAAUAUAACCAUCAUUCUAUAUUAUUUAUUAUUCAUAUUGAUAAUUUAUGUUCUCUGUGAGACAGCACGACUCAGAGGGAAAAUACGCUGUUUUUUUUUUCUCCAGCACAUUCUGCGGCUCCAUUUCCAUCAAAAAUUCAGCUUACUUAAAAAUGCAUGGGCAUGUCAUCACAGAAGUGAGAAAGCAUUUGGUUUAGAGCCAGUGUUUGUCUUUAUAGGUCUGCUUUGACAAAGAGUUUUGGUGGUAGAGAGACGGUUUGAUUCAGAGAUGGAAAAGCACUAAAAUAUGUUUGCUGUGACCUCUCUAUCACAGAGAAUUCAUAAAGCUGCUGAUAACACCAGUUCAGAAAUCAAACCGAGGCAAAAAGAGGGCAUAAAGUGUCUGUGAGGAAUUCAGUCACAAGUCACAUAUCAAACGUAUGUAAUGCUAGACACAGUCUUUAUCUAAAAUUUGACAUCAAUAAAUCUACAAAUGUGGUAAAAAGGGACUUCUUCAGUUAUUGGGAUUACAAUGGCACUUAAUUCAGACACACAGUGACAUGAAACAGACACAUUUAAAUCAGUAUUAUACUAUGGUGAAACAUUUUUACAAUUUUUAAAUUGAAAAAACUAAAUUAUUAUUUUUUGGGUUUAAUAUUACAUUUUUUCAAAUCCAUUAUUGUUAUGCAGAUAAAGUGUUUACUGUUGUAUUUAAACAAAAACAAAAAAAACACACAACACUAGCCUACAAAAAAAACAAAACAACAAAAACAGUAUAAAAACAAUCUUUGAGAAAUGUAGAAAUGUAAAAAA